UGGCAAUCUCUGCUCAAGCUCCUGAUAUUCAAGGAGAGCGUCAAUCUGGCCAAGACGUGCGCACACAGAACGUGAUGGCGUGCCAAGCAGUUGCUAACAUCGUCAAAUCCUCACUAGGCCCCGUUGGACUCGACAAGAUGCUUGUUGAUGAUAUUGGUGAUAUAACCAUUACUAAUGAUGGUGCUACAAUUCUCAAGAUGUUAGAAGUGGAGCAUCCAGCUGCCGAGAGUUGGCUGAGCUUUAAGACCGAGAAGUUGGUGACGGCAGAAGAUGAUAAUGAUCAUGCUAUUAAUAUUUGGAAGGAUCGGGAGAAGGCGCGGGGCGUACGAGUGCUGAACGCGGUGGCGGCAUUUGUUGCAGCGGAAGAGCUUGUCGGAGAAGCCAACGUCGCCGCACAUGCAAUAAACAGUCUGAAGAUCCACCAUUGUUGAAGGCUCCGAGGCGGCGGAGAGAGACUGAAAAUGAAGGGAGAAGUAACAGAAAAGAGUGAUGAUUUCAAGGUUGGUGUAUAAAUAUAUAAAGAGACGGGGAAAAAUGAAAAUAAAUAAAAUAUCUGAAAACUGUUUUACAGCACAAAUUGUAUGUAGUUUGUUUUAUAAAAUUAAUUAAAUAUU
Rubroshorea leprosula is the source of this 614-nucleotide messenger RNA. The record is from the annotation of a GenBank genome assembly. Lineage: Eukaryota; Viridiplantae; Streptophyta; Magnoliopsida; Malvales; Dipterocarpaceae.